Messenger RNA from Tachysurus fulvidraco (yellow catfish), 6968 nucleotides. RefSeq names its product zinc finger and BTB domain containing 37 (gene zbtb37). Bases 458 to 2044 code for a protein of 528 amino acids. The transcript has 4 exons. Gene Ontology annotation, molecular function: DNA-binding transcription factor activity, RNA polymerase II-specific; protein binding; RNA polymerase II cis-regulatory region sequence-specific DNA binding. The record is from RefSeq and is a predicted model, not a curated record. NCBI's taxonomy places the organism in Eukaryota, Metazoa, Chordata, Actinopteri, Siluriformes, Bagridae. Gene Ontology annotation, biological process: regulation of transcription by RNA polymerase II.
GCGCAGUUUCUGCACAUCGAGUCAUUUUCAUACAUGGGGAAUAUGAGAGCGGCGAAGAUAUGGGAAAUAGCAGCAACGUGGGGGGCAUUAAAUAAAAUAAUUAAGCGGUUAUGAAGCAAUAGGAGGACGCUAAUGUAAUCCUGUAACUGUUAUCUGUGCGAGAGACGAGAAAACGUGUUUGGUCGUGUUGGGUUUUUGGUGUUAUUUGGCGUUGAGUGAGACAAGGCGCCUCCCUGUAGCUGGGUUUUUUUCGGUUUGGCUUCAGCUGCAGUGACCGAAGCUACACAGAAAUGGCUCAAAGCUAAGCAGCAGCCACACACUCAUUAUUCACACUCAUCUGUAUCUAUGCAAGCGGAAAUGUCACGUCCACAAAUAACAAAUAAUCUCACAACCGUUUCUCCAUAAAAAAGUGCCGAAAAAUUACAGGGUUUGUGAUAUUAGAAAAAGUGCAGGUCACAUGGAGCGAGCAGGAAGCAUUCAGCUGGACAUCCCUGACUUCAGCAACUCUGUCUUGUCCCACUUGAACCAACUGCGUAUGCAGGGCCGGCUAUGUGACAUCGUCGUGAACGUACAGGGCCAGAGUUUUCGUGCCCACAAAGUGGUCCUUGCUGCCAGUUCACCCUAUUUCCGGGACCACAUGGCACUGAGUGAGAUGAGCACUGUGUCCCUGUCAGUGAUCCGCAACCCGUCUGUGUUUGAGCAGCUCCUCUCCUUCUGCUACACAGGCCGUCUGUGCUUGCAGUUGGCCGAUAUCAUCAGCUACCUGACAGCAGCCAGCUUCCUGCAGAUGCAGCACAUCAUUGACCGCUGCACACAAAUAUUGGAGGGCAUCCACUUCAAGAUCAGCCUUGCUGAUGUGGAGGAAGAGCUGCGUGGCCGUCGGAGCACAGGACGAACCAUUGAGGCUGAGAGAGGUGGCUCACGUUCACUCAGUCCCAGACAUGGUGGUUCAAGAGUUUUGGCUACGCAUGGAGUUGCUACCGGGGUCAUGGAAGUGAGCGAGAUCAGAGAGGUCAGUCCACCUGGAGAAUCCAUGAGUCCACAGAUUGUCGAGCACAGCGGGCUCGGGCCUGAAGCCGUGGGUGCAGUGAACGAGCCCAUACUGCGCAUUAAUCGGGCAGGGCAAUGGUAUGUUGAGGCUGGGCCUGACAUCGAUAGAAGCAGGGAUGAGACCAUGCAUGUUGUGGAAGGUCUACGCAUCAAGACCGAACGCAUGGAGGAGUGGAUGGGGGCAGAGACUCAAGCCUCAGCUGAGGAAGGGAGCGGGACAGAGGAGGGGCCUACAGUGAUGAUUGACACCUCGGGACGCAGCACAUUGGUGCAGGAGGGAUUCAUUACUGGUGCAUCCAGAGCCAAAAGCUCUCAGCCAUCCAGCAGCUUCAGCGAAUCUGAAAGGUUUAGCCCAACUGGCAGUGUGGUGGUCAUGGCUGAAAGACAGAGGGCCAAAAGCGAGUCUCCGGGAAGAGUGGACGAUCAGAGGCAUCCUACCUCUCAGGCAGAGGAAACAGCUGUGUUUGAUGUGGGAGGGUACGAGGAGUAUCUGCGUGAGCAGGUGGGUGAUCGCUGGUUCCGCUACAAUCCACGCCUCACCUGUAUCUACUGCUGCAAGUCUUUUAACCAGAAGGGCAGCCUCGAUCGUCACAUGCGGCUUCACAUGGGCAUCACGCCAUUCGUGUGCCGCAUGUGUGGAAAGAAGUACACGCGCAAGGACCAGCUGGAGUACCACAUCCGCAAGCACACGGGAAACAAGCCCUUCCACUGUCAUGUCUGCGGCAAGAGCUUCCCCUUCCAGGCUAUCCUCAACCAGCAUUUCCGCAAGAACCAUCCAGGCUGCACGCCACACGAGGGCUCGCACAGCGCCUCACCUGAAACCACCACCAACAACAAUAACGUCAACAAUACAAACGCCAACGCUGCCACACCACGCCGCACUCAGCAUGAUGACGACGACGAGUCUGAGGGAAACGGCACAGGAGCCAGGGGAGGAGCUUCAUCUUUUGGAGAGGGAAUACAACCGUCAGUCUCCACCACCGGGCCCGAUUGAAGAGAUUGGGUUUGAUAAAAUGCAUGGAGGUCGAGGAGAUAAAAACAUUUGGGGCUUUUUGCGAAAAAGAAGAAAACAAAAAAAGAACUUUUCUACAAGCCAGUCAACCAUGAGCAUGCAGGAGCUGAUGGAGCUCGGUGUAUCCGGCUGCUGGAAAAGCUGCUGUCAGUCUGAUGUUAAAAAGUAUGGUGAUAUUUUAUCUUUAUUUCUUAGACCUUCUCUCAACUGUAAGUAAACAAAGAAACAUGAGACAACAAAACAAAUGCUAAGACCGUUUGCUAUAAAACUAAACUAUAGUAAUUAGGUAUUUAUAAAUACAAAAAAAUAACAUGCGCUUUAAACCGCAUCUACCUUCAAUUGCACAAACUGAACCGUUACUUCAACAAAUGAAGACAAGCCACACUCCAACAACCUCACACCACUGGAUGCAGUUAUUUCUGUUGGGUUUUUUCUUUUAAUUUGCCUUUCCUGUCUUUUAUGUGUGUUACCGGUGGGAUUUUUUUUUUCUUCUUUUUUCUUCUUCCAAAAGCUACAGGAUUCAGGACAAAGAAAUGAUGUGUUAUGAUUUGGUCAAAUUGUGUUCAGAUAAUUGCCAAACUUCUCUGUGCCAGAUGGUGAUUAUAAAAUAGAGGAUGUUUCAGUCCUCAGUUACCUUUGCCUUGAGACAAUCUUAACAUAUUGAUCUGGGGUUCAACGCUGCUGCUCCCCAGCUAUAGCUAGGCUAGAAAAACGGGUUCUGUUUUUCUUCGUUAGGGCCCCUCAGGUCUGAUCUAAUGCUCUAAUGCCAGAUUCCUAAUUUGUUUAGUUUGUUUCUAAGUGCCAACCUGGCUUUGUUUUAAAUUGUUCUGUUUGUCGAUAGGCCUAGAGAAGAAAAAAAGACAGCUGAUGGACGCUUCAUUAGCAUUACGCAGCAUGUUCUAAAAAACAGUGAUAAGACUGAGAUCGGUAUUUGGGGGGAAAUGAUAGCAUAUGAUGUUACUGAAUUCAGUUUUUUUUCCAUUCCCAUUCUCCAAAUCCAGCUGCUGACUAUAAUUAAUACAGUACUAUAGAAAACAGGAAAGUGUUCAACCUCAGAUAAGCUACAGUACCACUCAGUUACCUCUCCCUCAUCACUACGCAAUACAGAUCUGUUACACACAGAUUGGUGGAUGCACUCAACUCAGUUUUCACCUUUAAACCUUUCUUUCUCCAUGUUUCUAUAUUUUGUUUGUUUGUUUGUUUUAUCUUGUUGUAAUAAGUGAACAAAAAGAGGUUUGUAUUUUGUAGAUUUUGUUUCCGUAUCGCUCUGACCGUGACGGAGCAUGUUAGAGUCGGCGGGACGCCAUUCGUAGGCAAAGAACAUUUUCAUGGCAAACGUCCAACGAAACGGAGUCGGGAAUGGAACCAAAUCCAGGACACAUGUACGUCUGCUAAAAGGAAUUUUUUUUUUCCCGAAACGCCACGGAAUGACUGUGAGAUUUCAGAGGAGAGCACUUUAAAUGUGGAGUCCAAUUUUUUUGUCCAAUGUUUGUUUGUUCGUUUCUGAGCAGAUGGUGCUAUGAUUCGACUUCAAGUGACAGAAGCUCUCGGGAACCAAAGGAACAGAAACGUAUCGUAGAUGUUAUACCUCUGAAACUCAGCGCAAGACCGAGGAAUCUAUUAUUAAAAAUAAAACGAGAGAGAGAGAGAGAUUACAUCCGUCACUUAAAGAUAAGAUUGUUUAUGUGGGAAGGGGGAUUUUUUCUUAAUUUUUUUUUUUGAAUAUCUAAUUAUAUAUCACUUAUGCAUAUAGAGACAACUUUUUGUAUGUGUAAAAAUAAGAAAAGAACGAAAAGAUUUGGUAAAGUGCAAGGCAAUUCAUCGGAUGGAUGGAUGGUGGGGAUUUUAUUUCUUUAAGGCUGUGAAUCACACGUGGUUGUGACCAUAAUUUUUUUUCCACCUUCCCUGAUGACUGGGAAGAACCUAGAAGAGAAACAGCUACUGAUUAUUUUCAAUGGAAUGCACCUCUUAUCCUCUUAAAAAAACAUUCAGGACUCCUCAAGACUUUUCUACCGUUUUCUGUCGCUUCCGUGAACGCAGGUCAACACCUCUUUAGAAAGAUAUCAGGAAAUCUGUCCAUUUUUUUGGAUGUUUACUCUCCACACUAAAAGCCGUUUAUUUUGACUUCCUUGGACCUUACGUUACUUUCAACUUCAGAAGUGCAGCAGAAACCAUCUCUGUAGUAAAGGCCUCAGAAGCAGUAGCAACACGAAAACGUUAUGAAACUGUGUGUACGUGCAGUGCAGUGUGCGUCAGUCAGGUUAAUGAAGAACACGCCAAUGUCGCGGGUCUCUUUUUUUACUCCAGCGCAACCUCAUGAGAACAGCCAAUGUAGAUUACAAAUUUCUAUGUUCAUAACCUAGUUUGACACGAUGUAAGCAGUUUUUCUUGUUUUUUGUUUGUUUAUUCCCUCCAUGUUUCAAGAUUGUUUAAUAUUAGCCAGUCCCGUAAUGGCAGGGUGGUGGUUAUAGUGACGGUGAUGGACAUAUCUCAGUCUCUGAUGUUUGUGCUUAUGUUUGUUUCUUUUCAGUACAAUGCAAAGGAUUUGUUUGUAUGGUCGAUCAUUCCCACAUGCAGAACGUUAUCAGAAGUGUAAAAUGUUAGGGCUAAUACUAAUGUGCAGUAUCACUUCAUAUUCAUCAGUGUCCAAAAAAAAAACCCUCAUUUUCGUCCAUCAAGCCUUUUUUUAAAGUUUUUUUAAUCUUUUUUACACUUUUUGAGAAGCCAAGGCUCUUCUUGGUUCAGUUACCUGUUUUUCUCUGACCUUCACCUUUUCAUUUGUAUCGUUUGCUUUGGAAGCUUUAAUCACAUAGGAGAAACACAUUAUCACAAUGUAAAUACUAGUGCUAUUUAAAGUUAAUAAUAAUCAGCACAGCUACUGCAGAUACAGACUGCAUUGACUGAGCAAGUCUUCUGUAUUAAACGCACACUCCAGUGUUACACGUCUUCACGUCGGACUUUACAGGAAAACCGAGCUGUCGCAAGAAAUUUCAGUGCGUUAUCCAAUCAGUAGGUGUCUUUAGACCCCAUUUACACCCGGAGUGUAUUCUGACCCAGAACUUUUUACCCACAUGCGUUCGUAGGGCAUGCUAGGAAAAAUCUUCACUCUGUGAAAUUUUGUUUCAAAUGUUUAGCUGUUUGCAUGUUGGUCAACCCAUCGAAUGGUGUAGCACUUUUUGAAUUCUCAGAAAGUCAACACAGCCUUUCUGACACUCAGUAUCUGACCCCGAACUGAUUAAGCUUAGGUCUGCUUGGCUGUGACAGUGUAUCCAGGAAGGUGUUCACAGUGAUGCUGACUGUGUGACUAAAUUACACUUAGCUAGCAAGGUUUUAGACAUCUUUAGAUCAUUUAUAAUAAAAUCUACAAUUGUUUUAUCUCUAAUGGUUUGCUAGUCUCCUGCAGCAGACUUUAACUAGUGAGAGCAUGAAUUCUCUACCUGCACAAGAAAAGACCAACCACAUUUCCAUCUCUCUAUUGACUGUAUUGUAGGUUGCUCAGAUAUUUGUUAAAAAUAUUUCUAUUUCCACUAAUCACUUGUGCAGAUGCAGUGAAAUGUGAAGGCCAAGUCAGAGUACAAUAUUUAAGAUUGUGAAGCUUGUGGCCAGAAUCAGUGUUCAAAAGAUGUUCACUGUAUGGAGCAUCUGAGUCUAAUGUUAGAGUCGUGUUGAGGCUCUGUAAUGUACAAAAUAUGUUCCAAACACUACAAGAUGCAAGUAAAGCAGUUCAUUGUCAAAUAAGAGCAUGAUCUGUGGACAUUAGUGAUCCUGUACGUUAGUUAGCUCUAUAUAUUGUUUGGAUAAUGCACUGAAAUGUUUUGCAGCUCCUCAUUCAGCAACUCCACUUACCUCAGAUUCUCAAUUUUUCUACCAGUAAGCUUGUGAAGUUUCCGUUGCAUGACUUUACUAUGUACUCAUCUAUUUAAAAAAAAAAAAAAACAUCAACAACCUGGGAACACUGAACGACAGUGCUGAGCCAUAUCGGACAGAUUUGUUCAGUCUUGUCUCGUCCCUCAGAAUAUUUUAGACAGGGAACAUAUUAGACGAGUCAAAUGCAAAGUUUUUCUAACAGAACAGCAGCACUGUUGAUUUGUGAGGCUGCGACAGAGACGCUUUUUUUUUUGGUCUCGUUUUUGCAGCCUCACGCUCUGUCUUUUAGGGGUGGGGGGGUUAAAAACAGACUCAGUUUGAAAUGUUACUUGUUAAGUUGCAUGUCUUUGUCAUUUGUGAUGGCCAAACAUUAGUCUGUUUAUAAGAAUGUUUCCAGUCAUCUAAACAUGUUGCACCAAUAUAUGCCAAAAUAAUGACUUUUUUUUCCCCCUUCAUAAUUUUGUCUUGCUAUAUUGUUUAUGUCCUGAAAGCAAUAUAGUCUAUAAAUAUAUUUCUACAUCUGUCUUGUUCAUGUUACCCUUAAUCAUACCUUAUAUAUUUUAUUUUACAUUAACAUGAAUUAAGCAUAUUUUUAAACUAAGGUAUUUUACUCUGGAUUAUUUAAGUUAAAAUGAUUAGUAGUGUAUUAGACAUCAAUUACACAUAUAUUUAAAUUUUAGACAUUUAUUGUAAUAACCAGAAUAUUGUUAAUAAUAACUCUGAAAGUAAUAUAAUGUAAGAAAACAAAUUAUUGCAAAUCCGACUUUUGCUCUCCCUUUGGAAAAGGUACAGAGAUGCGUGUGAUUAUUAGUGAUUUAUAAUGUGAAUGCGUCUUUUCACAACCACUGUUUCUUUCUUCCUCACUAGCAGAUUUUAAAUCCAUUCUCCUAAAAGGAAAUGAAGCACUUUAAGUGUUUAACUGUGAAGGAUUUAUUACAAUAUUCUAUAAAUGCCUGAUUAUACGAAGCCCACAUUGUGUGAUCUGUUAAACCCAAAAUUUCUAACAUGGAAAAAUAAACUUGUUUUAAUCCAAGCUACA